Erpetoichthys calabaricus (reedfish) is the source of this 2158-nucleotide messenger RNA. Its product is annotated as tripartite motif-containing protein 16-like. The record is from RefSeq and is a predicted model, not a curated record. Gene Ontology annotation, molecular function: zinc ion binding; protein binding. The transcript is spliced from 6 exons. Bases 24 to 1712 code for a protein of 562 amino acids. Lineage: Eukaryota; Metazoa; Chordata; Cladistia; Polypteriformes; Polypteridae.
UCUGCCUCUUCUCAGACUGAACGAUGGCUGAUGCCCAGCUGUUAGUAUCUCAGAACGAGUUCACCUGCUCGGUGUGUCUGGACACCCUGACUGACCCCGUCUCCAUCCCCUGUGGUCACAGUUUCUGUCUCAAGUGCCUCACUGACUGCUGGGAUCAGAGCCAAGAGUUCAGCUGUCCUCAGUGCAGACACACCUUCACCACAAGGCCUGAGCUGAACAGAAACACUCUAUUGAAUGAAGUUCUCAAGAAACUAAAGAAGACGGCACUCACUUCUUCUCCACUUCAGUCUCAGAAAUAUGCUGGCCCUGGAGAAGUGGAGUGUGAUGCCUGCACUGGGAAGAAGUUCAGAGCGGUGAAGUCCUGUCUAACCUGCACGGCCUCCUUCUGUCAAACUCACCUGCAGCCUCACAGUGAAGGUGAUGCUCUGAAGCACCACACACUACUCGAUCCUGAUGGAAAUCUGAGGAGGAAACUCUGUGCAAAACAUCAGAAAAGUCUGGAAAUAUUUUGCAAAACUGAUGAGAUGUGUAUCUGUGUGAUGUGUGUGGUGACUGGACAUAAAGGUCAUGAAAUAGUGAAGCUGGAGACAGAAAGAGAAGAAAAACAGAAACAGCUGGGGGAGACACUGAGUAAAAUCAGGAGGAGGCUUGAGAAGAGAGAGAAGACACUGAAGGAGACAAGGAGGGCAAUGGAGAAAAUGAAGAUAUCAGUGGAACGACAGAUAUACGAAAAUGAGAACACCUUCACUAAUUUGAUCCUCUGCAUUGAGGAAGCCAAGAAGAAAUUGACUGAGAGGAUUAGAGAACAAGAGAAGAGAGAAAUAGAGAAGGCUAAAGGAGUCAUGGAGCAACUAGAGAAGGAGAUUGAGGAGCUAAAGAAGAGAGAUGCUGAGCUGAAGGAGCUUUCAGAAACCAAGGACCAUGUCCACUUCUUGCAGACUUUGUCAUCUCAGUGUGUCCUUCCUGCUGAUGGAGACUCACUCAGCUUCACUGCCACUGCUGAUUUCUCUUCUGAGGACCUGAUAAAAGAGCUGUCAUUUCUGAAAAAGAGUCUGAAGAUGAUCAGCCAGUGGGACAUAAAAUCAUCCAUUCUAUCAGGUCCCGAAGCUCCAAUUUUUACCCCACAGUCUCCUGAAUCUCGGAGCAGAGACGAGUUUUUACAAUACUUCUGUCCACUCACUCUGGACAUCAACACGGCACACAGAGACCUCCGUCUGUCUGAAGGGAACAAGAAGGUGACAUGUGAGAGGACAAAGCCUGAAUAUCCUGACCAUCCUGACAGAUUUGACGUGUGGCCCCAAGUUCUUUGUAGAGAGGCUCUGACUGGGACUCGCUGCUACUGGGAGGUGGAGUGCAAUGGAGGGUUCAUGAGGAUUGGAGUCACAUAUAAAGGAGUGGGCAGGAAAGGAGCAGGGAAGGAGUGCAGGCUUGGAGACAACAGCAAGUCCUGGAGUUUGUUGUGUUUUAAUUCCAAGUACUCUGUGCGUUACAAUGACAAACAGACUGUAAUCAGUGCCCCCUACAGUCCCAGACUAGGUGUGUAUCUGGACUGGCCUGCUGGCUCUCUGUCAUUUUAUAGUGUCUCACAUACAAUGACCCUCCUGCACAGGUUCAACACCUCCUUCAAGGAACCCCUCUAUCCAGGGUUUGGGUUUUGGCUUGAUUAUAACUGCAGUGUAACAAUCUGCCAUCUGCAGCAAUGUGACCACUGACCAGUACUGUCCUCCAAUCACUUGACGUCCCCACAAGUGCAGGUCCCCUAUGUGCUUGUAGAUUCAGGUCAAAAUGGAUUAUAUAGGAUUCAGCACCUCUGUGCCUGAAAUUGAGGAUGAGAAUGCAUGGUGAGUAUGGUUGUCAGGGUCUCCAUUAUUAUUGGGUUUGAGAAACCAAUUAAGUGUGUGUGUCAUAGUGAGGAGUGGUGACACCUCAGACAUACAAAUACCAGUCUGACCAGCAGAGGUCACUGUUGAUUCACAGCCACAUGUCUUUCAGGCUGACACCCCAACGACUGAUGGAGACCCAAGUGUCAGAGUGUUUUUUGCAAGCAAAUUUUAUUAAACAUUUGUUUAAUUGAUACAUAUCAGAAAAUGAGAACUUUUUUUUUAUCUUAAUAACAACAUAGAAAAAAACCCAACCACAGCGGGUGGGGUUAUUCUGA